UCAAAUCAAUUCUUCUCUUUCCUCCUUGCUUCCUACUAUCAAGUUUCUCUUUUUAGUAUCUUUUUUCGGUUGCCAUUCUUGUUCUUAUCUUUCCAGUCUCUGCCCAGUUCUUUCCUUCUAUUACUAAUACCAGUCUAUAUUAAGUUGUUUUGUUGUAUUUUCAGUCUCUGUUCAACUUCUUUCUUCUAUGACCGGUCUCCUUUUGAUCUUUCUAGUCUCAAUUCAGACAGUUUCCGGUAUUUCUAGAUUCUUUCUAUUCAUCCUCCUCUCUGCUUAAGCUUUCUUUUCUCAUUCCAGUCCCUCUACAAUCUGGUACUUCUAUUGCCAGUCUUAUUCCAGUUUUUCUUUACUACUUACACAAUCUUUUUCCAGCUGCUUUUUUCUUUGCCCAACUUGCUUUUUUCCUUUCCAGACUCUGUUCAGUCAAUAAUUCUCUGUUCCAGACAAUGAUUCAUUAAUCGUAUAAAUUUAACAAGAAAUCGUAAGUUUAAAUAAAUCAGUCACUUGUCAUAGCUGUCACAAACCACAAAAAAAACUUCAUCAUUAACAAAAUUUUCAGUAAAAAAAAAAUAAUAAUGUCCGAUAAGAAAUCAUUUGGAACAGAUUUUCGAGAUAUCAAAGAGAGUUAUCUACAGUAUGUAACAAAAACACAAUUUGAUGAAUACAUAUUAUCCAAAAAGAAUAAGUUGACUAGAACAGCAUCGGAAGAACUUGUAGAAAAUUACUUAAAGCUAAGACGUGAAUUAACAAAUGAACGAAUAAAAACGUUAUCAAGACCAACAAGUCCUAAGAAAAAAUAUAAAAGACCAACAACUCCAAAACACACCGUAAACAAAGCUGCUUUAUCAUACCGCGCAUCAAGGCGAAUUGAAGAAAUGUCAAAACCGAAAACCAGAAACUUAAUUCAAAAAGAAACGAUCGUUCUGGGAGCAGUAAAACCGGAAGCUUUAGAGCAUAUGACAACCGAAAAAGAGUAUGAAUUAUCAAAUCCGCGAUCAUGGAAGUAUCCCUUGCGCGAUCCUAAUAUUAAAAAGGAACCUUUUGCCACAUCCAAAGCGGCAUUGAGAUAUGUACCAACACGGAGAAUUGUCAAUUUGGCCAAACCACUUAAAAGAAAGAUGUUCGAAUACAGAAAUGAUCAGUAACAAAUAGGAAAAAAAUAGAAAAUAAUUAAAAUCUUUCCACUUA
Onthophagus taurus is the source of this 1188-nucleotide messenger RNA. RefSeq lists its product as uncharacterized. The record is from RefSeq and is a predicted model, not a curated record. NCBI's taxonomy places the organism in Eukaryota, Metazoa, Arthropoda, Insecta, Coleoptera, Scarabaeidae.